AUGGGCUCAUUUACUCGAGAUGAUAAUACCUAUUCAUCUAAAACACUUAUAGGCCAAUGGACGGAAAAACGUAAAGUAGAACAGGAUCGUAUUGAAGAUUUUCUUGAAAGAUGUAAAAGAGAGAAUUUAGCUAUUCAAAAAAUGACAAGAUUAUAUCAAAGUAUAAUGCAGGAUACACCGGUAAAAAUGUCAACAGAUGGUUGUGUAAGAUAUGGUGAAAAUUAUGGCUUAAUAUUUUCACCAUCAGAUCAAAAUAUUGUUCAACUUGGUUGGGAGAAUGAAAGACCACAGACAAUGUUGGCUGCAGGUUGUCAAAGUUGUUUGAAUACAGUUGAGUUGAAUAUAAAGGAUGGUAAUGAAGUAGUUGCUACGGUAUGCAUUCAACCGGUAGCACGUUCAGUUUUUCAAAUAAUAAGCCCUAAAUGUGGAAUGACAGAUUGUGUUGUUAAAUAUGGGGAUACUGUACAGUUUAGUUUAGCGAAUAAAAAUAUUAGUGAAGAACGCCUGUAUCUGGCUAGUGAUAUAGUCUCACCAUUGUCUGCAAGUAGCAUGUCUGGACAUCAAAAAUUAUAUUUAACUACAAAUUGUUGUAGUUUUUUAACACAUUGGAAAAUUGUCUGUAAAGAACCGUCAAUGCGAUUAGAGACAGAAGGUUGUCCAGUUAAAUCAGAUAAGUUUGUUGUUAUAAAACAUGCCCAUACAAAUGAAGCAAUUGCCGUAGAGGAGAAAUAUCCAUACAAUUCUUAUUUCGGUAGGGAAUAUGAAGCCAGUUGUCAUACGUAUUUAGAUGGACAUAAAUGUGAAAGAGAUUUAAAUCAUAUUUCAAUUGCUACAAUAAUACCGCCAAGAAAUGACUAA
This is a messenger RNA of Trichobilharzia regenti, 858 nucleotides long. The record is from the annotation of a GenBank genome assembly. Lineage: Eukaryota; Metazoa; Platyhelminthes; Trematoda; Strigeidida; Schistosomatidae.